Dentiscutata heterogama is the source of this 624-nucleotide messenger RNA. Lineage: Eukaryota; Fungi; Glomeromycota; Glomeromycetes; Diversisporales; Gigasporaceae. The record is from the annotation of a GenBank genome assembly.
AUGGGAGAGGUUGUAGAGAUCCAAAAAUUGGAUCAUUCAGCUACUGGUGGUGAUGGUUGGUCAAUGAAAAUUGGGGACGCCGAGCCCGUACUAUCUGAUUGUAGGCUUGGCGACAGCAUUAGCAUUAAUGGUACUUGUUUGACGGUAACUGCCUUUGGCACUGACUGGUUCAAAGUUGGGCUUGCUCCUGAAACACUUCGAAGAACUAACCUUGGUGAUUUGGUAAUCGGAAAUAAAGUAAAUCUAGAAAGAGCGCUUGCGGCUAACGUUAGAUUUGGUGGACAUUUUGUACAAGGUCAUGUUGAUACAACAGGAGAAAUAAUUUCGAUGACUCCAGAAGGAAAUUCUCUUUGGAUCAAAAUUUCACCUUCGGAUCCUAAAUACCUUCGUUAUAUAAUCCCCAAGGGUUAUAUUUGCCUAGAUGGUAUCUCAUUAACUGUUUGCGAAGUUAAUAUUGAAGUUGAUAUGUUGGGUAAAUAUGUAGAAAAAAUUGUUGAGCCUAUGCUUUUGGGGGAAACUAAUGGAGUUGGUGGUUAUUUGGAUAAAUUAGUUACUAGCUAUUUGGAAAAAACAAUCUCCAAGAAAAAUUAUGAAAGCAACGUUAUUAAGAAGGAUGAAUCUUAA